UUUUUUUUCAAUCUGACUUCUUCCGAGCAAGAAUUUGAAAUAUCCGAUUUGAAAAACACCAAAAAAAAGAGCAUGGACAGCUCUCAUGUUUCAGGUGGCUUCCAGAAUUUCCGACUACAAUUUCCGCAACAGUGCGAAAGCGAAAUUUGCGGCAUGAGCCGAUUGUCAGCCAGCAUCUCACAACCGUGUCUGUCGUCGAUCAGUCAGAACGCGGAUGGUCCUACCCAGAUUUUCCCAUUCAUGUAUCUGGGCAGUCAACAGGAUGCACUCGACGAGGAGAAAAUAAAGGUGAAUCGUUGUUCAGUCACUUUUUUGACGUUCUAUGAGUGUACUUGUGAUCAUAAACUGGUCAUUUCGUACAGCUAUGUACUACUUUUACUUACGGCUCAGUUUCUAUUUUCAGAAAGGGUCCGUACGGAAGGCAAAGUGGUGCUGAUUCAUUGUCUGGCUGGAAUAUCACGAAGCCCGACAUUAGCCAUUUCGUACGUGAUGCGAUACAAGAAAAUGUCAUCAGAAGAUGCUUACAAACUAGUCAAGGAGAAGCGUCCAUCGAUCUCGCCCAAUUUCAACUUUAUGGGACAACUGCUUGAGUACGAGCAGUUACUGAUCAAGAAAGGCCUCUUGUCACCGGAGGAUUCGGACGAGCCAGUGUGUCCAGCUUCGAAAGUUCCCAAAUCGGCUUCCGCCCAUUGCGUGUUCUUUGAACGUCCCCGCGAUAUCGGUGUUUCUGUGACGCGAGUAAACGAGAACGGAAAACGUGGUCUUAGUGAUCCGCUCGAUCGGCCGAAGGUUCUCGGUCUGUAUAAUGCGGAAACAAAACGCUUAGCUGCGGAAGAUUUACCGUCACCGUCAACGGAACUCUCGAAGCUUACAUUCGCUGGCCUUCCUUCACCGUCCUCGCCAUCUGUUGGUCAGCCUCGGACGCUAUCCUUAUCGAAUCCCUGCUUUGUCUCACCAACGAGAGAGACUCUUCAACCUGAGACGGUCACUCAUACAGAAGAAUGCGAGACGAGUCGGCGCAGUUAUUUCAAGCAUCGCUUCGUAUCGCUCUUUAAGGUUUGUAGCUUACAUUCUAGUUGUAAAAAUACUUACUUUGAGUUUCAUUAG
Haemonchus placei is the source of this 1107-nucleotide messenger RNA. The record is from the annotation of a GenBank genome assembly. Lineage: Eukaryota; Metazoa; Nematoda; Chromadorea; Rhabditida; Trichostrongylidae.